AUGGAGGAGUUCAAAUCGGCUCAAAAAAAACUGCAGUCGGAGAUUCUGACCGCGGAAUAUGCCCUUCUGGUUCAUGUUCGCGACCUCAAGGCGCAAGCGAUAAACGUGAAAGACUCUAUUGAAGCAGCGCGCGAGGGGAGCCAAAGUUUAACUGAUGCUCAAAAAACUCAAUGCGAGCUUGCUGAAGAAGAGCUUAAAAAAGCUAUCAGCGAGGCUGAAGACGCGAUCAACGCUUUCGACUCGUACAGGGAGAAGUUGGUUUCACCACCAGGAGACCCCCCUUCCGAAAGCGAAAUCGCAGGAGCGAUCCGCAAAACCAAUCCUGCCAUCUUCGAGAGUCUGGCGAAAAGUUGUAAAUUUCUACGAGGCCGCCUGAAAGGGUUAGAUCAUCAUCUACCCAAGACAUUUGUGCAGGACGAAACGUCCCCCCUGCAUCCGAGCAAUCGGUGGCCCAACGAGUCCGCGGCCAUGAAACCCCUCGCGCGAAGCGGGAAAAAACGGUCCCGAGAUGCUGGAAUAUCAUCUCGUCAAGUUGUUUCGAGGGGCGAUGGACACCGGCCGCUUUAACCGAUUUCAUCCUCGCAAUGGUUCAGGUCUACUUCUUCGUCUCUACCAAGCAAGCUAUCUUCGAUGAGAAAAACCGAAGAUGAGACUCCCUUGUACUUGCAGGAGCUCCUCUAGUAGUACAAUUACAACAAGUUAGAAGUACAAAAGCAUAGAGAGAGAUGGAAAAACAGUGCAAAAGCAGUAAAGCAAGAGGUAACUACUAUUAGCACUACUUUGACGAAAAACAUCAAAGCAAGAAACUCACUGCCAUUCCGACGUCUGCGAACAUGGGUAUCCCCCUUCGCAUAAAAAUGUUGGAGUGUGUUUGUGUAAGUAGCGCUGGCCGCCAGUCAGUAGCGCGGAGUCGAUAAAUGCGGCAGCUCUAAAAUGAGGCGCGAAACACGAAAAAACUUCGGCGAGGCGCUGUAGAAGUAUUGCGCUCGUCUUCUACAAAAAAAGCAACAUAAUUGAAUAUUAACCAGUCUGUAGCGCUGGCCAGGCAGAAACGGGGCGAGGAGGCGAGAAAUAAGGAAAAACCAAGACGAAGUGGAAGUACGAAAUAGCAAUAUUUUUCGAAGAGGCGCUGUAGGAAUAUUGACAACUUUGUCGUCUUCUAUCUUCCAAGAAGCAUUUGCAUUAGUGUAAUCAAGGCGACUUGUUGUCGUUAUACUGGCAUUCUAGUGCUGAAAUGCAAAGACAGUGUACUACGAGGAGCCCCCCGAAGCUUUAUUACGUUUGCGAACUUCCAAGUCCCAUCAACAUUUUCUUUUUGUCACCGAUAUAAUAAGGUUUUCAGUUUUUUUCAUUAGUUUUUUAUGGUUAGUUUACUUUGCUAUGCUUAUUGUUGUAUUUCUCUCAUAAUAAGGAGAUCUGAAGCCAGAGCCACAACGUCUUGUCUUAGCGCCGAUCAAGCUCACGUUUGGGGUUGUUCAGGCAACGGCGGUACCCCAGCUCUAACUAAAUAUCCCUAAUUAAAUAUUUGCGUCCUUAUCUCCUAGUUUAGUGUCUCAAUCCCAUCGCCGAUUUUUUUGUGCUUUGAUAAUGAAAUCAAUUCGUAUAUUUUUUAAAUUUAUUAAGUUUAUUUGCCGUGUAAAUCUUAAUCAUCAACAUCGUGUCGUCCUGUAGUCUGCGCCUCGUUUCGAAGAAAAAGCGCCUGCUUGUGUUUUUACAGGAGGUAUUUUUAAUUGUGCGGUCAGUUAUUUCUUUUCGGAGGAGCGAAAGAAAUCGAGCUGUACGCCGCAUGUGCAAUGUAAAAGACGAGGACAACACGAUCAACAAGAAGAAAAAGUAUCACUUCCCCCGCAUUUUUUUAUAAACGACCUACAUCUAGAUGUGUUUCAUUAUCGUUGCAUAUGACAACUCGCCAAUCUUUGUCAGUAAUUGUUAUAGCCG
This is a messenger RNA of Amoebophrya sp. A120, 1938 nucleotides long. The record is from the annotation of a GenBank genome assembly. Lineage: Eukaryota; Dinophyceae; Syndiniales; Amoebophryaceae.